Caenorhabditis remanei is the source of this 246-nucleotide messenger RNA. RefSeq lists its product as uncharacterized. NCBI's taxonomy places the organism in Eukaryota, Metazoa, Nematoda, Chromadorea, Rhabditida, Rhabditidae. The coding region runs from base 1 to 246 and encodes 81 amino acids. The transcript has 2 exons. The record is from RefSeq and is a predicted model, not a curated record.
AUGAAAUUGUCGAUUCUUCUUGUUCUCUGUGCUCUGAUUACUGCAAGUCUAGCACUUAUUGAUCCGAACCCCAUGUUGAGAGAUUUCCCAAAACGAAGAAAAGUCACAGACAGUCCUGUGAAAAUGUUAAUGAAAAGCAAAAACAGAAAUCGAGUCCCUCGUGAAAUCAUCUCUUCAACUCAUACUCCCGGACGUUUCCGCCCGUUUACAGGGAAACGAACGACUCUGAAAAACUGGAUUGUUUGA